Pogonomyrmex barbatus (red harvester ant) is the source of this 2189-nucleotide messenger RNA. RefSeq lists its product as uncharacterized. Lineage: Eukaryota; Metazoa; Arthropoda; Insecta; Hymenoptera; Formicidae. The record is from RefSeq and is a predicted model, not a curated record.
UUAAAAUCAAUAAACGCAGAUAAUUUCAUUAUCAAUAAAAUCAACAAACGCAGCUAUAAUCAUUUAGCGUGGAAUAAUCAAACCAGUAUAAUUUCAAAAAUAGUUUAUUGAUCUAUUUUUUAUUUUCCAACUAAUAAUUUCUCAGAAAUAUAUAUGAAGGAUAUGAUAAAGAUAUCUUCGAUUGUUAUAAAGAUUAAUCGAACGCAAUUUUUCUUUACGCAACAAAAUUAUCUUGUUCAAUCGAAAUAUGAAAUGGAAACAAAAGUAAACAUCAACACAAUGUGUAUUCGUGUUUGAAAUACUUUAAGUACUAGGAUAAAGAUUUCUUUAUCUUGAAUAAAAACCAAAUUAGGCCAAGAUCAGAAGUAAAGUCAUAAAGACACUAUGACUGUGUGACGCGUUCAUGAAAUUGUCAAAUUACCUUUGCGAAUUUCUAUCUGAGAGGAAAAGGAUGAAAGGAGAUACGAGUCAUCUAAAAAUCGUGCAUCAGUUGAUUAACAUAAAGAAAAAAAUGCGAUAUUGUUCAGCCAGUUUCCAAUUUAAUCAUCGUAAUAUCUCUAUAAUGCUCUACACUACUUAUGGUUUUCUUUUCAUAUUGGAAAUUAUCCAGGAAAAUGUUGAAUUUCUUUCAUGCGAAAAGACUGUGAUGUUUGUUGAAAAAGUUUGCAAAAUCCACAAUGAAUUUAUUCAUAAGAUGCGUUUCUCAUUAGAAAGGUGAAUUAUCUGCCGUGUGCAAAUUUAAUAAGUAAAUUAAUUUAUCGAUGAACAUGAAAAAGAAUUCAUCGACAUACUUCGUAUUUUUUUAUUACCUUUUCGCUAUUACUGUGAUUGUUGAUUACAUAUCUGUAAUAAAAAAAAAACUGCGUAUGAGACUUUUUGUUAUUCUAUAUUUACAUGAUUGCCAAGGUGCACUUAUGUAAAUGUGCAAUAGCGGUAUUCAUUUGCAAAAUACAAAUAGAUUAAAGAUGGAAAACAGAUUGAAAAUAGAUAUACUGCUUCUGGUUUCAGAUUGUGUCGAAUCGGAAAUAAAAACGCGCGCAAAUAUUUUCGUCAUAAUUUAUUUUCUAACUAUUUGAAAAAUCUCGCAAUAAUAUUUCACAUUAGUCUUGAUGUGCAAUGUUAGAGAUUUCGUAAAAUUCCGUGUUCGCAAUCCGCGCGAAAAUGACUGUCGAUUCGAUUCGCGAUGCCUUUGUCAGACUUUUUAAUUGGUGGAUCGAGCAAUCUUUUUUCUUCUGACAAGAAUGACACGACGGAAAAUCGUACACAUUUCUGUAAAGCGACGCUUCGAUCGGUUCAACCACUUAUUGGAUUAGUGGACAAUUGUCAACUAUGGAUAAUGUGAGCGACGUAUAUUACCUGGUCCAAUUGAUUGUCCGACAGAUUUGGAUAUUUUUGCAAGACUUUAUCUUCCGCGAAUUUACGUGGUUCGCGUCCACGGAGGAAAACCUCGACAACGCAGAUUCGAAGAUACGAGCUAUGCCACAGCAGCAUCCCAUCGCCGAUCUUUUCGUAUUUCUUGCGAUUUGCGGGCUGCUCUUCGCGUUCAUGAUACUGUCAGUGAAUUCUCCGAAGAACGAAGCAUCGGAUGACACGAGCAACAUUGAAACGAUUUCCAUGACUCUCGAGGAAGAUCCGUCAUCCUUUUGGUACCAAAGAACUACGAGAUCAAGCUUAAUAAGCUGCCAUCACGCUUGUGGCGAUUCGAUUGGUCCAUCGCAUAAUGUCGUUCCUAAGAUACAAAAUAUCUCGUCACCGAUUAUCUCGAACACUAGGAUAUCAGCACCUAGUUUGGAUCCUCCUCAGCAGAAAAUAAUAGAUCAAUCAACAUCAAGUCCCUCGUGUGACUUCAAUCCUAGUUCCUCAAAUCUCUGCAACAACACGAAUGAUAAUUUUAACGGUAUCGCAGACGAGAUAGCGCGAUUGUUCAAAAGUAAUCUCGGUAAUGCCUUUCUAUUUCACGAAAUUAAUUCUCUUUCUUCCUAUCUUAAUCCCUUAGCGUCUAGAAUCUCGAGAGCACGCUUGAGCUACGUUAAGCACACACGAAAAACGCAGACGGGUCGUGUUUCUCAAACGACACCCCGAGACUGGUUGAUAAGGCGCACCAGGAGCGGUCACGUUUAUGGGAAAUACCCGAUUUUUCGAAGAAGCGGUAACGCGUAGACGUCGAUGUCGAAGUCAAUGAAUGAGAG